AUGCAUUUCUCCACCCUUGCGAUCUCACUGGGGUUGAAUGUGCUGUCCUGGGCAGCACCCAUUUCAUCCGUAGACCCAGCGAUUCAAAGUCGGGAUCUCCGAGGGAAGAAUCUCCGAAUUCUGCCUUUGGGAGACAGUAUAACCCACGGAUUCGGUAGUUCCGAUCAAAAUGGCUGGCGCGAUGAUUUGCUCAGCAGCUUAAAAGCCAUCGGAGCCACAACUGCCUUUGUUGGAACUCAACGAUCGGGUAGCAUGGUCGAUAACCUCAGCGAAGGAUACCCUGGAGCAACCAUUGAUCAAAUCUCUGGCCAUCUGACCACGACGCAUACGCGGUUUACUGGUAGCAGUGCUCCGAWUGUCAUUCUCUUGCACGCCGGCACGAAUGAUGCAAAUGGGAAUAUCGAUGUGGCGAACGCUAGUAAGCGGGUUUCGAAACUCGUUGAUCAAGUACGGGGAUAUUGGCCGGGAGCUGCUGUUGUCGUUGCGCAGAUGGUGGGAUCUACGAGUGCGAGAACGCAGAGCGCUAUUGAUGUUGUUAAUGCGGGGAUCAAAGCGGAUGUGUCUAAGCGUGUGAGCGCUGGACAGCAUGUUCAAAUUGCUGAUAUGUCUAGGAUACUCACGUCGGGUACGUUCUUUGAUUACCUGCAUCCGAAUGAUGCCGGGUAUAAGCUUAUGUCGAAUGUGUGGUUGGAGGCUUUGAAGAAGACUGAGGCUGCUGGGUGGAUCUAG
This is a messenger RNA of Ramularia collo-cygni, 729 nucleotides long. RefSeq lists its product as uncharacterized. The transcript has 3 exons. Gene Ontology annotation, molecular function: phosphatidylcholine lysophospholipase A1 activity. The record is from RefSeq and is a predicted model, not a curated record. NCBI's taxonomy places the organism in Eukaryota, Fungi, Ascomycota, Dothideomycetes, Mycosphaerellales, Mycosphaerellaceae. The coding region runs from base 1 to 729 and encodes 242 amino acids.